Molecule: messenger RNA, 1873 nt
Organism: Loxodonta africana (African savanna elephant)
Lineage: Eukaryota; Metazoa; Chordata; Mammalia; Proboscidea; Elephantidae
Product: carcinoembryonic antigen-related cell adhesion molecule 5-like
Biological process (GO): signal transduction; regulation of immune system process
Cellular component (GO): cell surface; plasma membrane
Molecular function (GO): protein tyrosine kinase binding
Source: RefSeq, a predicted model, not a curated record
UCUCGGAAAUGCCCAGCCUAGGAGGCUGAGGCCUCUAGCUUUGUGCUCACCCCAACAACCGGGGUGGGGUAGGGGAAAGGAUAAAGGCUGAGCAGGCAAGAGGCAGCAGCAGUUUACAGGGAACCUAAAUGUAGACAGAAAGGAAAAGGAAAGAAGGGAACUUAGGGACCAGGAAUGAAAGUGGAGGGGAGGAGAGAGGCUAUCUAGGGGAGAACCCACCCACACCCACAUAAUCUGGGGAAGCUCCACCCAGAAGGUGGCUCAGUGCAGAGGGAGGAAGGACAGCAGGGCAGGCACAUCUGGGGCAGCAGCAUUACUUGAGCCAAGGUUCUUCCACACAGAGGGAGUGCGGAGCAGGCAGCAAAGAUCCAUGGAGACUCCCUCAGCCUCUCCCCACAGAGGGCAUGUCCACUGGCAGAGGUCCCUGCUCACAGUCUCACUUUUAAUCUUCUGGAGCCCAUCCGUCCCAGCCCAACCCACCAUUGAAUCCGUGCCAUUCAGUGCUGCCGAAGGAAAUGAUGUUCUUUUACUUCUCCGAAAAAAAAUUUUUUUUUUUAAUCCACCAGUAGGCACUUUUGCCUACAUCUGGUACAAAGGGGAAAGUGCAGGAAACAACAACAAUAGAAUUGUAUCAUAUAUACCACAACUUCAAACAAAUGCUUCAGGGCCUGCCUACACUGGUCGAGAGACAAUAUACCACAACGGGUCGCUGCUAUUCCAGAACGUCACCCUGAACCACACAGGAGUCUACACACUGCAAAUAUCAAGCAUAUUUGGUGUUGCGCAGAUAGCCGGACAGAUCCGCAUAUACCCUAAGCCUUAUCCCAGGCCUUCAGACUCCAGCAAUGGCUCCAACCCCAUGGAGGACAAAGACUCUGUUACAUUAGCUUGUGACCCUGAGACUCAGAACACAACCUCCCUGUGGUUGAUAAACAAUCAGAGCCUCCCAGACAGUGCCAGGCUGAAGCUGCCCUCAGACAACAGGGUUCUCACUGUACACAGUGUCAUAAGGAAAGAAACAGGACUCUAUGAAUGUAGAACCCAGAACCCAGUGAAUGUCCUCCAUAGUGACCCAUUCAUUCUGAAUGUUCUCUAUGGCCCGGAUAUCCCCACCAUUUCCCCCUCAUACUGGUAUUACCCACCAGGGGCCAACCUCACUCUCUCCUGCAAUGCGACCUCCAACCCACCUGCACAGUAUUCUUGGCUUAUCAAUGGAAACUAUUUGCAAUCCACACAAGUGCUCUUUAUCCCCAACAUCACGAGUGAUAGUGGAAACUAUACCUGCCAUAUCCAUAACAAUGCCACUGGCCUCAAUAGAACCACGGUCAAGACUAUCACAGUCUCUGCGGAAUUAACCACACCCUUCAUCACCAACAGCAGCUCCAACUCCAUGGAGGACCAGGACUCUGUUAUAUUAACGUGUGACCCUGAGACUCAGAAUACAACCUACCUGUGGUUGAUAAACAAUCAGAGCCUCCCAGACAGUGACAGACUGGAGCUGUCCUCGGACAACAGGACCCUUACUGUAUACAAUGUCACAAGGAAUGACACAGGACCCUAUGAGUGUUGAACCUGGAACCCAGUGUAUGUCCUCCAUAGUGACCCAUUCAUCCUGAAUGUUCUCUAUGGUGCAGACACCCCCACCAUUUCCCCCUCAGGCUGGAAUUACCCUCCAGGGACCAUUGUUACCCUCUCCUGCCAAACAGCCUCCAGCCCAACAGCACAGUGUUCUUGAUUUAUCAGUGGGAGUCUCCAUCAACCCACACAAGAGAUCUUUAUCCCCAACAUAGCACUGAAUGAUAGUGGAUGCUAGGACUGCCUCAUCCAUAACUCUGCCACUGGCCUCAGUAGAACCAUGACAAGACUGUAACAG